This is a messenger RNA of Labrus bergylta (ballan wrasse), 1027 nucleotides long. NCBI's taxonomy places the organism in Eukaryota, Metazoa, Chordata, Actinopteri, Labriformes, Labridae. The record is from RefSeq and is a predicted model, not a curated record.
AUGUCGGGUCUCGACGUACCUGACCUACUGUCCUUGUUGGGAGCUGCACUGUCUGAGUGUUCACUAAACAUAACCUCAGUCCAGCGGCACAAGUUCACCAGCUUCCUCACAAACGCCUGUGUCACGCGUCGGAGGCUCCUCCAGGCAGUGGUGGGCGGAGCAGUAGGCGUGUCCAUAACUCGACUACACUUGGAGGUGCAGUUGCCACCAACACCUUGUGCUCUGACACAGGGAACAGAUCUGCACGAGUGGGAGCAUCAGCGUCGACAAGCUGAGCUCACCUCAGUGUUACAACAGAAGGUGGAGGAGCUGAGGGCGCUCCGAGACGGGUCGAGGGUCCGCCUGGGGGAGGUCACUGUUCCAGAGGAUGAGGAUUUGGACGGACAGGGGGUUUUGGCGCUGGUGCGUACAGCAGUGAGGGCCACAAAAGACCAGAUGCUGCAGAGUCUGACCCAAGAGGCCUCCCUGCUCAGUGACAUCCAGCAAAUCAAACUGCAGCAGGCAGCGUUGGCCACUAGGAGGCUCCAUAAUCCUGCUCUUCACAACACAGGUCAAAUCAGCUCAAAUCCAUGUGCAUCACUGAAGGACUUCAAAGUGGAACUGAGAGAGAGUCAUAAAGUUCUGUGAGGACAGGAAGUAGCAUUUCACCACCACCAAGCGGGUUCAAGUCUGACCUGCAGGUCAUGUCAUGUCAAUACCCACCGUCAGGAAAAAAGCCCAGAAAUUAAUAAAAAAAAAAAAAAAAAAAUGCUCUUCUGUUCUAAAGAUUAAGGUCUCAGUGAAAUGAACCAUAUAGAUUAUGCACUUUUGUUUCUCUGCAGAUUGUGUGCAUCUUCAUGUCAGUGUCUACAGUAGGCCACCAGGGGGCGCGAGAUGACAAGAAAUCCACAAAAUCAGAGGACUUGCUCCUCUGUUCCCAGCACUGCCUGCACGACUAAUGACAAAAAAAGAAACACUCAGUAUGCAUGUUUUCUUAUACUUGUAUUAUACUAAUAAAACAUUUUCACUGUUAUUUUAUUGUUUUUUA